Molecule: messenger RNA, 2373 nt
Organism: Silurus meridionalis
Lineage: Eukaryota; Metazoa; Chordata; Actinopteri; Siluriformes; Siluridae
Gene: chgb
Product: chromogranin B
Exons: 5
Coding region: 153-1970 (605 amino acids)
Cellular component (GO): secretory granule
Source: RefSeq, a predicted model, not a curated record
UCUUGGAGACUCCGCCUACUCGCGCUGAGACCUGAUCGUUCCUGCGCUGGCCGGGCACAACGCGUCUCCCGCGCUCUGUGCUGCAGGCAGAAGCUUUCACUCUUGAUAUUUUCAGAUCCGAGCUUUUAUUAACAUUAAAGAACAGUUUCAUCAUGAAGCUUUUGUUUCUCUUUGUCGCGACUUUGUCCAUUUUCGGAGAAAGCAAGUCUUCACCAUUGGGACAAGAUGGCAGAAAGGAAGACAUGCUUAUCCAGUGUUUGGUUAAGGUCCUUACUAAGGUGGUAUCCAAACCAGAUGGCACUUCUUGGCAACCAGAAUGUAAAGACAUUCUUCAAAAGCAAGGUUCUAGCCAAACACAGCUAGCAAAAACAAAUGAAGAAGAACUGCUUCCUGUAGAGCAAGAUGAGAAAAGGGAGUUCAAUGCCAGGGCACAAGAAAUCAUCAAUGAACUUCUCAAAGCACACGAGGAAAAGCAUGAAGAUAUAUAUGAAGAACGGAGCCAAGAGGAAUUUCCAAAUUAUAUUAAAAGACACCUUUUAACAAGUAAAGAAAAACGUGAAGAUCCAGACAAUGAAAGGAGCCAAGAGGAAUUCCCUCAAAAAAGACACAGUUUACUUUACACCAAGGAGAAGCGUUGGGAUGAAGACGAAGAACGAAGCCAAGAAGACUUUCCAACUUAUGAGCAGAAAAGGCACCUUUUCUUGAACAGCAAUGAAAAGCAGGACGAUCCCGACUAUGAUCGAAGCCAGGAAGACUUUCCAACUUAUGAGCAGAAAAGGCACAUUUUCUUCACCAGCAAAGAAAAGCGGGAUGAUCCUGACUAUGACCGAAGCCAGGAAGACUUUCCAACUUAUGAGCAGAAAAGGCACAUUUUCUUCACCAGCAAAGAAAAGCGGGAUGAUCCUGACUAUGACCGAAGCCAGGAAGACUUUCCAACUUAUGAGCAGAAAAGGCACAUUUUCUUUACCAGCAAAGAAAAGCGGGAUGAUCCUGACUAUGACCGAAGCCAGGAAGACUUUCCAAUUUAUGAGCAGAAAAGGCACAUUUUCUUCACCAGCAAAGAAAAGCGGGACGAUCCUGACUAUGACCGAAGCCAGGAAGAGUUCCCAAGCUACGUCUAUAAAAGGUACCAUGAUAAAAAUAGGGGAACAGAGAAGCAAAUUUGGAAACCUCAUAAAUACCAUUACAAUCAAUAUCAUGACUCAUCAAAUGAAGACAUUGGAUGGCUAAACUUCCAAGAGAAAAGGUUUAAAGCAGAGAGUGCAAAACAAUACUGGGAUCCAGUUCAACAAUACCACCACAAAAAACAACACAAACAUGAUGAGCCCUCUAAUGAAGAAAUGGAGAGUGAGAAGAGGGUCUCAUGGACCAGAGGGACAGAGGAAGGGUCAAAGGAUGGUGAAGCGAGGGAAAAAAGAAUCUGGAAGCCGAACUAUAACAACCACAUCAUGAACCUAUUUCACAAGCAAGGUAAAUUUGAAAAUGAAAAUGAUGCAAAUCUCCAACACUUUGAGACUUCCACACGCCGUUCACCUGAAGAAGAAGAGGAACAGCUAAUUGCCCAAGAGCUAAAUGAAAACAAGCACUAUAAUGACAACCAAGAAGAGCAGAAAAGGCACCACAGUGAUGCAGAAGAAAAGAAGCAGGAGGAAAAGUCAGAGCUAAGAGAACUGAUAAAAAAAAUAAACGAGCCGGAAGAACAUCUGUUGAAAGCGAAUGAGGUUUAUGACAAACGUAAUCCCUGGAUUAACCGAGGAUACCAUCAUCCAGCCUGGUAUAAGCGCAAUGCUGAGGUAAACGGCGAUCUUGAGGAGCUUGCCAAUGCCCUGCGAUACAAGUUGGCUCUUCUGUCUGAAAAACAGUCAACUGAAGGGGAUAAGGCUUUCCCUCACCAGAGGGCUCUUACACCAGACAAGCUGAAAGAACUUGAGAAACUUGCCUCUGCGGAACAACGAGCACAAAUGAACUAGCCUUGGCUAAAAGAUGAGAGAACCGACCAGACAAGCAACAUCUCGCACCCCUUUAUGAAUUUCCAGAAGAUUAGAAUGAUGCUGCUUUAGGAUUUAUUAAUGCACUCAACUGAAAACUGUGUUUGUUUAUAGCACUUUUUUAAUGUGAAAACAUGUUUGACAAUAAAGGCCUUAUAAUAGACACCUGCUUACCAAUAUACAGCCUAGAUAUUUAUUAGACUAAGCUUUAUCUGCAAGUGAAAAUUAUGAGAAAAAAAAAAAGCAUAAAAAAAAAAAAGAAUGCUCGUUAUUGGUCAUCCUGUGCACGUGUGAAAUAUAAUAAUAAAACCAAGCGCAUGCCCUCCUAUAUGUUUUUGCAAUGCUUGUAUGCAUCUAAUAAAAUAUGUUACAGUGGAACCUAAAA